AUGGCUCCUCACAAACCCCCCUCAUCAGGCAUCACCACCACCGCCCUUCUCAUCCUCACUCUCACACUCCCAACAACUGCAAUCUUCUCCUCUCCUCCCCUCAUCAUAAACACCUGGUCCGGGCCCUUCACAGCCGCAACAAACGCCGCUUAUCUCACCCUCUCAAACUCCUCCUCCACCUCCCUCGACGCCGUCCAAGCAGGCUGCCAAGCAUGCCAAACAAACCAAUGCGACAACACCGUCGGCUUCGGCGGCUCCCCCGACGAAUCUUGCGAAACCACCCUCGACGCACUCAUCAUGGACGGCCAGACGCUCAAUGCCGGCGCCGUAGCGAACCUGCGGCGCGUCAAAGAUGCCGUGGGCGUGGCGAGACAUGUGCUCGACUAUACGCAACACACAUUGCUAGCAGGUGAUCAAGCAACGCAAUUCGCCCUGCAAAACGGCUUCGAGGAAGAGAGUCUAUCAACAGAAAAUUCACUCCGAGCAUGUCACGAAUGGCGCUCAAACAACUGCCAGCCAAACUACCGCUCCAACGUCCUCCCCAACCCCUUAUCCUCCUGCGGCCCAUACUCCCCCUCCAGCACCUCCCUCACACAAAACAACAUCCCCAACCCCUCCUCCUCCGACCAUUCCCACGACACCCUCUCCCUCCUCGCCCUCUCCCCCUCCGGCUCCAUGGCAGCAUGCACCACCACAAACGGCGCAUCCCACAAAAUCCCCGGCCGCGUCGGCGACGGCCCCAUCCCGGGCAGCGGCUCCUACGUCGACUCCACCGCCGGCGCCUGCGGCGCCACCGGCGACGGCGACCUGAUGAUGCGCCUGCUGCCGUGCUACCAGGCCGUCGAGAGUCUCCGCCGCGGGCUGUCGGCCCAGGAAGCCGCUGACGACGCCGUCCGGAGGAUCAUCGCUCGGUAUCCGGGGGCUAGGACGGGGAUUGUUGUGAUGGAUAAUAGGGGGGAGCAUGCUGCUGCGGCGAGUGGGUGGGAGUUUACGUAUUCUUAUCGAGGGAAGGGGAUGGAGAAUGCGGAGGUUGUUGUUGUUAAAGCUUUGAACGAGAUAUCAGAGAGGUUAGAGCUGUAA
Trichoderma harzianum CBS 226.95 is the source of this 1080-nucleotide messenger RNA. RefSeq lists its product as hypothetical. The coding region runs from base 1 to 1080 and encodes 359 amino acids. Lineage: Eukaryota; Fungi; Ascomycota; Sordariomycetes; Hypocreales; Hypocreaceae. Gene Ontology annotation, biological process: protein deglycosylation. Gene Ontology annotation, molecular function: N4-(beta-N-acetylglucosaminyl)-L-asparaginase activity. The record is from RefSeq and is a predicted model, not a curated record. The transcript has a single exon.